AUGGAUAGUAAACAUCGAGAAGCUUGUGAUGUUCAAAUGACACUGGCUAAAAAAGGAUUUACAUUCUCGGCUGAAGAAAUACAGGAAAUCAUGGAUGUUCUUAGUGGAGUUUCUCUAAAACUUAUCAUAACUAAUGUUCCUAUUGAGGUUUUCAAGUAUAAUGUUGCACAGGUAUGCUUCGAGGACCUAUUUAGGUCUUUUGACAGUCAGUCCAAAUUCGUAUACUUGCCGAGUUUCCAAAGAGUUCUAAUUUACAUGAACAGACCAGAAGCUGCGUUAUUGGCACGUUUGGAGACCCAAGGAUGGAUGCUUCCUGAACAUGUAUAUGCCAACAUACCAAACAGUUCAGUAAAUUCUAGUAGUGGUGGGAUUAAUUGUUAUAUCGGGAAUUUCGAAGAUAGUAACGAUAAAAAUCAAAUUUGUGAAGAAGAGGACUGCGAUUACUGUGAUAAUCCAGAAUGCAUGGUUGAUUCUGAUGAAUACUUUGGUGAUGAUCGAACGGAAGGUUGUAAAGAGAAUACAGACUUCCAAUCGACUUCACUCGCUAACAAUGAACUGUUAAAUCAAGAUGGUGUAGAAGAAAAUCCAGCUGAAUUUAUUGCAUCACCCGUAUCUCCUAUUGUCAAUAGUAGUCGAAAUUUUAGAAGCCAGAAGGAAAUGUCUCCAGAUAGGACUACUUCUGAAUUCAAAAAUAUAAGCAAUACGUCUGGUGAAAAGAAUAUAGAUGUACCACUUUCUUCAAAUGAAGUUUGUAAACACGGUAAAUUUAGGCGACGUAGUUUGGCUUGUUCAAUGAAACAUUUAGCUCCUCCAAAACCAUGUCGAUUAUUCUUACUUUCUCCGCCUGCUUCACCUCCUGUUGGGUGGGAACCAAAACCAGAAUGUGAACCUGUUAUCAAUUAUGAACUUUUACAUGCCUUAGCUUCAUUAGCACCAGGUGAGGCAUUUGAAUUGCACCCACGUGAUCAAGCUAAUCAUCACCCAAGUAUUGUGAUAACACCAUGUGAAACUGGUCUAACGUAUGAUAAAGAUGUGAAAAAACUUCGAAUAGUGCAAACUAAGUGCCCAGAUCGCAAAUGUUGAUGAAGACUGUUAUGUGUAUACGAAUAUAAUAUUUAAGUCCAAUGUUAUGAUGACCAAAAGAAAAAUUACCUUUGGUGUCUUUCAGUUAAUUAUGUUCGAAUGACUACGUGCACAAUCAUUUAUAGUUGAAUACUCAUUCUAUCCAGUUUCUCUGCCUGUGACUAAGCUCGUUGCAAUUAUAUAUAUUGAUGUGUGCAAUUGACCGGUUGUUUCUACAGAUUCUCACUUCAUUUUUUUUUUCGCGUUUGUCGGAUAUCCGACUCUGAAGUGUUUUAUUAUUUCCCAAUAAUUAGAAACUAUUCAACAUGUAACGUCCUUACUAAUUUCUUUACAUGAUAGAUCUUGACACUAUACUGUUUCCCCUACAUUAUAUAUGUGACUUUCAUUUUCUUUUUUCC
Schistosoma spindalis is the source of this 1481-nucleotide messenger RNA. NCBI's taxonomy places the organism in Eukaryota, Metazoa, Platyhelminthes, Trematoda, Strigeidida, Schistosomatidae. The record is from the annotation of a GenBank genome assembly.